This is a messenger RNA of Protopterus annectens (West African lungfish), 1405 nucleotides long. RefSeq names its product TUB like protein 1 (gene TULP1). NCBI's taxonomy places the organism in Eukaryota, Metazoa, Chordata, Ceratodontiformes, Protopteridae. Bases 1 to 1062 code for a protein of 353 amino acids. Gene Ontology annotation, biological process: protein localization to cilium. Gene Ontology annotation, molecular function: actin filament binding. The transcript is spliced from 9 exons. Gene Ontology annotation, cellular component: cilium. The record is from RefSeq and is a predicted model, not a curated record.
AUGCUAACUCUGAUAUUGCACAACCUUGGCGCUGCAAAAUCAGAAGAUGAGGAAGAUGAAGAGUCUGAUUCAAGUACAAAGCCAUCAAAGUCAGCAAAGAAGAAAAAUACAGCCAGUUUGUUUCAGACUGGAAGUGACAACAAGGAGACCAAAAGCAAAAAGAAAGGUGUAUCUAAAUCAAGAGAGAAUAUUCUGGAGGAUGACAGUGUUGCACAGAAGAACAGCAACAAGAAAGGAAAACCUAAGAAAUCUAAGAAGAAGGAAGGCUCUAAACGAAGCCCUUCUCCAGUGAUUGAGGUGGAUAACUUGGAGGAUUUUGUCUUGAGGCCAGCUCCCCAGGGCAUCACCAUUAAAUGUCGAGUCACCCGAGAUAAGAAAGGUAUGGACCGUGGCCUCUAUCCAACCUACUAUCUUCAUUUGGACAAUGACAAAAAGGUAUUUCUGUUGGCAGGUAGAAAACGGAAAAAGAGUAAAACAUCCAAUUAUUUGAUUUCAGUAGAUCCUACUGAUCUGUCACGAGAUGGAGACAAUUUUAUAGGAAAACUGAGGUCAAACCUUAUGGGUACCAAGUUCACAGUUUUCAACAAUGGUGCCAGUCCUGACAAAGCAACUUCUGACUGGUCAAAUGUCCGCCAAGAGCUGGCUGCAAUUGUUUAUGAGACAAAUGUUUUGGGAUUUAAAGGACCCCGCAAAAUGACUGUGAUUAUUCCUGGAAUGAACUCAGACAGUGAGAGAGUGCCCAUCAGACCUCGAAGUGAAAAUGACGGGCUGUUGAUGAAAUGGCAAUAUAAGAAUAUGGAGAACUUGAUAGAACUUCACAACAAAACACCGGUCUGGAAUGAUGAGUCCCAGUCUUACGUUCUCAACUUUCAUGGAAGGGUCACUCAGGCAUCUGUCAAGAACUUCCAGAUAGUUCACAGCAAUGACAUUGAUUAUAUAGUGAUGCAGUUUGGCCGUGUGGCCGAUGAUGCCUUCACAUUAGACUACAACUACCCAAUGUGCGCUGUGCAAGCAUUCGCCAUUGCCUUGUCCAGCUUUGAUGGAAAACUGGCCUGUGAAUAAUCCGGUAAUGGACAGAUGUUGCUUCUACUGCUUAAGGCUUCGGACAUACAUACAAGGCAAAAUAUAGAGCCAGAAUAAAAUGAUAUCAGUCAAAAUGACACAACUUGGCAGAAAUGCAGCUGCAUCUUAUUCAGUAUUUUUGGCAUUGAAUAGGCCUCCGAUGAAGCCAGGCUGCCAUUCUUCAUAAACUAUAAUGUUAAAAGUACUUUUGGGAGACAUGAGUCUUCACUUCUUUACUACAGUGAACACUAUGUUUUCAAAAGAUUUUCACAAACACAGCACACAUCAUGCAUAAAGAGCAUUUCUGUAGCACUCUUUUAAUUUAAUUCCACUCUUGCUUAUG